AUGACCUGUUCAGUGGAGAACUUAGAGAAGCAGCUCAUUUGCCCCAUCUGUCUGGAGAUAUUCACCAAGCCUGUGGUCAUCUUACCCUGCCAGCAUAAUCUCUGCAGGAAGUGUGCCAAUGAUGUUUACCAGGCCUCCAACCCUCUUUGGCAAAACCGGGGCACUGUGUCUACAGGGGGACGUUUCCGCUGCCCAUCUUGUCGGCAUGAGGUUUUAUUGAAACGGCACGGCGUAUAUGGCCUCCAGAGGAACCUGCUAGUGGAGAAUAUCAUUGAUAUCUACAAAUCUGAGUCUACCAGACCACUCCUGCCCAAAACAGAACAACAGCAGCUGAUGUGUGACCAGCAUGAGGAAGAGAAGAUCAACAUCUACUGCCUCACCUGUGAGACACCAACAUGCUCUAUGUGCAAAGUGUUCGGGGCUCACAAGGGCUGUGAUGUGGCCCCGCUGCCAGACAUCUACAAGAGACAGAAGACAGAGCUAAGUGAUGCCAUAGCCAUCUUAGUGGCCGGAAAUGACGGAACACAGGCCCUGAUCUCACAGAUGGAGGAUAUUUGUAGGACUGUCAAGAAUGCAAAGGAAGUGUUCAAGAAGUAA
Sinocyclocheilus rhinocerous is the source of this 597-nucleotide messenger RNA. Its product is annotated as tripartite motif-containing protein 54-like. Lineage: Eukaryota; Metazoa; Chordata; Actinopteri; Cypriniformes; Cyprinidae. Gene Ontology annotation, molecular function: zinc ion binding. The coding region runs from base 1 to 597 and encodes 198 amino acids. The transcript has 5 exons. The record is from RefSeq and is a predicted model, not a curated record.